AUGCUCAUGUAUUUGGAUGUCUGCUAUUACAUUUUCAUCCUGAUGGCUCACAUGAAGUCUUGCUGCAGCUGGUCGGUGAAUAACUUCCUGAUGACUGGCCCAAAGGCCUACUUAAUCUACUCCAGCAGUGUGGCCACAGGGGCUCAAAGGGGCAUCGAGGAGUGCAAGUAUCAGUUCGCCUGGGACCGCUGGAACUGCCCAGAGAGAGCCCUGCAGCUAUCCACACACAGCGGCCUCCGCAGCGCAAACAGAGAGACGGCAUUCGUGCACGCCAUCAGCUCCGCAGGGGUCAUGUACACACUCACCAGGAGCUGCAGCCUGGGCGACUUCGAUAACUGCGGCUGCGACGACACCAGAAACGGACAGCUGGGUGGUCAAGGGUGGCUCUGGGGUGGCUGCAGUGACAAUGUGGGCUUUGGGGAGACCAUCUCCAAGCAGUUUGUGGAUGCCUUGGAGACGGGUCAGGACGCCCGGGCGGCUAUGAACCUGCACAACAACGAGGCGGGACGCAAGGCCGUGAAGGGGACCAUGAAGCGGACCUGUAAGUGUCACGGCGUUUCCGGCAGCUGCACCACGCAAACCUGCUGGCUGCAGCUGCCCGAAUUCAGGGAGGUGGGGAACUACCUGAAGGAGAAGUACCACCGGGCCCUGAAGGUGGACCUGCUGAAGGGGGCCGGGAACAGCGCCGCUAGCCGCGGAGCCAUUGCCGACACCUUCAGCACCAUCUCACGCAAGGAGCUGGUGCACCUGGAGGACUCGCCCGAUUACUGCCUGGAGAACAAGACUCUGGGGCUGCCGGGCACCGAGGGCCGCGAGUGUCUCCGGAAGGGCAAGAACCUGCGGCGGUGGGAGAGGCGCAGCUGCCGCCGGCUAUGCGGCGAGUGCAGCCUGGCCGUGGAGGAGCGCAAGGCCGAGACCGUGUCCAGCUGCAACUGCAAGUUCCACUGGUGUUGCGCCGUCAGGUGCGAGCAGUGCCGCAAGACUGUCACGAAGUACUUCUGUGUCAAGAAGACGGCCGCGGGAAGCACCGAUGGCGCCGGCCGCCGGAAAAGCCUCCGGCUUGAGAAGAGGCAGUGA
This is a messenger RNA of Paramormyrops kingsleyae, 1077 nucleotides long. It is a transcript of the gene wnt8b, whose product is annotated as wingless-type MMTV integration site family, member 8b. NCBI's taxonomy places the organism in Eukaryota, Metazoa, Chordata, Actinopteri, Osteoglossiformes, Mormyridae. Gene Ontology annotation, molecular function: cytokine activity; frizzled binding. Gene Ontology annotation, biological process: neuron differentiation; multicellular organism development; cell fate commitment. Gene Ontology annotation, cellular component: extracellular region. The record is from RefSeq and is a predicted model, not a curated record.